AGAAACCUGUGUGGAAGAACACUGGAAGUCUUUGAAAGCUAUGUGGAAAGAAACCUGCACAACAGUAUUAGGAAGGAAGAAGAAAGAAGAUAAGGAAUGGAUCUCGACGGAUACCUGGAAGCUGGUAGAGCAGGGAGAGGAGGAUGGUGAAGCAGAAGAUAAACCAGUGCAGUGCAAGGAUGCUCAACGACAAGAGGAACUGAGCACAAUGUAUAUAAAACUGCGCUGGACAAAGAAGUGAAGAAGAGUGCACGCAAAGACAAAAGACACUUCUACGAAACACUGGCAAGUGAAGCAGAACAGGCUGCAGGUAAGAGAGACCUGAUGACAUUGUAUCAAAUAACCAGGUUGCUAUCAGGGAAGAGACCAACACAGAUGAAACCAAUAAAAGAUGAAGAAGGAAAUUUAAUUACGAAAGAAGAGAAACAGAGGAAACAAUGGGCCGACCACUUCAAGAAGCUCUUGAAUCGACCACCACCUACACUUCGUCCAGAAAUACCACCUGCAGCCGCUGAAUUACAAGUGAACAUUAAUCCCCCAACGAAAAUGGAAGUCCUGAACGCCAUAAAGCUACUGAAAUGCGGGAAAGCAGCAGGACCAGACGGGAUCCCCCCAGAAGCACUGAGAACAGACGCAGAGACAACAGCGUACAUGCUCACACCACUAUUGCAGAAGGUGUGGAAGGAAGAGAAGGUACCUGUCUAGUGAUUGGAAGAAGGGUUACCUUGUCAAACUGCCGAAGAAAGGAGACCUCAGUGCUUGCAAG
Molecule: messenger RNA, 766 nt
Organism: Heterobilharzia americana
Lineage: Eukaryota; Metazoa; Platyhelminthes; Trematoda; Strigeidida; Schistosomatidae
Source: the annotation of a GenBank genome assembly